Endocarpon pusillum Z07020 is the source of this 3144-nucleotide messenger RNA. RefSeq lists its product as uncharacterized. NCBI's taxonomy places the organism in Eukaryota, Fungi, Ascomycota, Eurotiomycetes, Verrucariales, Verrucariaceae. The record is from RefSeq and is a predicted model, not a curated record. The transcript has a single exon. Bases 1 to 3144 code for a protein of 1047 amino acids.
AUGAGAACAGAUGUCGAGCUCCUCCACCAGAUCGUCUUGCGAGCUCAACAAAGACACGACGUGCAGAAGCGGCCAAAAAGAGCUCUUUUCGAAGCCUAUGAGAAGGUCUUUGCGGAGAACGGACUUGACACGAGGCAAGACCGCGCCUGUUUGCGCAUUGUGUUGCAGUUGGGCGAACCUCAGAUUCCUGGCGAUCUGCUCUACGACAAAUUUGAAUACGUUUUGCGACAGAUUGGCGUACAGUUGGCCUUUGGAGACGAUGACCUACCGGCUCACAACGACUACGAGGGUACGGCGAGAGCGAAACCGACCGACGAAACAAUCGAGAACAGAUCCCUUCUACAUACUUCUCCCAGACGGCCAACAAGACGUGCUUCCUUCACGUCCAUGCACGAUAUUACGAGCCAACAGAUACGACAGCCCAAACCACGUCAACUAUCUCGAGCGUCCGAGUCUCGGCUGCAGGAUGAACGAGCGCCACUUGCUAUACAGCAACAGAAUAUCGCAUCCCUUCAAAUGCUUCACGAAGCGCAGCCGAGCAAGCAGCGCCGUUACUCCCACAGCAGCACGAGUCCGAAAAGGCAUGGGGUGAAAGAUGCCUAUAAGAGGGGCCUACAUGUCCCAAAAGACCAAUUAUCUAGAGAUGGAAGACCUGAGGCACACCUCGAAGGACAAGUGUUGCAGCGAUACAGCCAGGAUGAGGUUCCCACCGACAGUGAACUUGAGGGCUCGCCUUCGAAGCUUUACCCCAAGGAGGCGUUCUACCAGCCCUCUAUGGAUCUGGAUCGUCAUGCCGAGGUUUUUUUAGAUGUGAGACUUCGGAAUCUGCAGAGAAACUUACUCCAUCGAUGGAUUCGCUACGCUAGAGAAAGGUCGGAACAUAUCCGCGCUAUAGAGCUGCAAGCAGUGACCAAGGAUUUCCUGACUUUGAAGCGUCAGGCCCUUGACUUCUGGCGCGCUGCUCAUGAGCAAAAGCGUCAGCGAGACCGGGAGGAGCGCUUUUUUGAGCGGUUGCAUAACCGAGCAGGUCAGGCAUAUGACCUCUACCUGCUCACCAAAUCUUUUACACACUGGAUACAGAUAACGGCUGCUGCUGUGGCAAAAACAAAUGCGGCUCGUCGAAAAUUCCUUUUCACCAAGUAUUUCAACGCAUGGUACGAAUUCACGGUCACAAACGAACUCAAGGCUGAACGUCACGGCCUCAAAGCACCAUUAAACCUAAUCAGGAAGCGAGCCGCUCAGUACUACCGUGACCAAAUACACGCCUUGGAAGUGUAUCAUGCGAACCUCACAAAAUACGUUUUUUGGCGUUGGUUCCGAGAGUGGUGCGAACGAGCCGCCCCACGAUAUAGAGAGCAACAACUUCAGCGACGUACAUUUAACAAGUGGUUAUGGGCCUACAGGGAGAACCGAGCACGGCAAUUUGGGGCAGACACAGGAUUCGUACGACGUUCCCUCCAAAAUGUCUUCCGAACUUGGGCCACUAAGGCAAGAAUUGAUGUUGCUGGAUACCAUCAAGCCGACUCUUUCCGCAAGUCACGCCUGCUAGGAACGCCUUUAACGCACUGGCACGCCGAAGCAAGAUUGAGACCCGUCGCGAACAUGGUACUGCGCAUGAGGGAUUGGAGGAUAGCGCGGUCGCAAUUCAGCAUUUGGCAGCUUCGAACACGUAUGGUCUUUCGCGCAGAUGCAGUCAAUAGGAUGAGGACCUUGCAGAAUGCUUACUCAGCUUGGAACGAGCUUCUACGAUCUCAGACAUUAGCUGCUCGAGUGAAUGAGCGAAUUGUAGCAGAGGCGCUGUACAAAUGGGUGAUAGCUCAAAGGUAUGCUCUGAUGAUCAGGAUCACCCAACGACGCCAGAAGAGAAAUACGCUACAGUUCUUCCACACUGGGACUCGAGAGAAAUGGCAAAUCCUCCUUCGCCAAGAAGCAAAAGUCGUUGAUGCCAGAAAGCAGCACGUGAUGGAAUUGACUCUUAGCCGUUGGAAGAACCGAAUGACGGUGGUUCGAGCAUACGCACGGAUGGCAUUGGAUUUCUAUGACCCAAAACUAAAGCAGGACACCAUCGAAGCUAUACGCCUACAGCUCCUAGCGAAACAAAAGUUGGAGACAUGGGCUAAAAACGCCCGCUUCUAUUUCUUGAUGACAAGGUAUCUCGCGGUGUUGCGAGCUGCGUCAGCAGAAAGGAAGAAAGCUCGUGAAAGGGCCGCCCAUGCCAGAAUGAGGAGAAAAUGUAAGAUGAAUCUUGCUAGAGGCGUGCUUUACCUGUGGUCUCACAAAUGCAGCGAGAAUGCUGGUAUGUCCAAGAAAGGUGAAGAGGUCUACAACCGCAAGAUGAAGUUCCUACAAAAUCGACUUCUUGACGUGUGGCAAAAAACAGCUUUGCAGCGAAAAGCAGAGGAUAUCGAAACGUCGACUCGUUACGAACGUCGACUUCUGGAUCGUUCUCUGGGAAUGCUGGUUGACACCUCGAGACAUCUGUACAGCUUGCAAAGUCGUGCCGACCAGUUCUAUCAUCUCAAAAUGUCUGAAAUGUGUUCAGCCCAGCUCAGAAGGUUCAGCAUGAGGGCAUUCGAGAUGAGGCGUCGAGAACAAGAUGCAGAUGCCAUGCAUGACCGGCAUUGGAACAAGCAUCUUCGAAACAUACUGCGCCACUGGGUCAGUAGAACGCAAAGUUCGGUCUACCAAGGCAUGAUCAGCGAUGCGCCUACUGAAAGGCGUCAAGAAAAGGAGCCUACAGACGCUGGCUACGCGACCGCCAGCAAUGAAGACCAGCCACAAAGUGCAAACGAGAAUGAUCUUGGUGCUACACGAAAGGCGGAGGAAUGGACGGCAUUUGAAGCGGAUCUACUCGAAGGCAGCGACUGGGUCCCAUCCUUUGAUAAUGAGCCAUUAGCCACCUCGACACCAAUGCCAGCGCCAGGAUACCUGAAUACGCCUUCAAAGCGGGCUGCAAGGGCAAAAGCUCUGGCGAAUCUUUCCACGACACCUGUGACGCCCUUCAGACCGCCGUUUGCGGCAAGAUUAAGGGCUGGAAAUGGAAACUCCCCUGGUCAGGGGCGGGCCACAACAGCCAGAAGAGGUGGACUGGAAUUCAAAAGCGCUCGUGGAUCGAAUGUGCAGAAUGCAGAGGAAGAUGAUUGA